AACCAUGUUUGCUGUCCUGUGACUUGGUUAAGAGAAGGCCCAGAAGGUAGCACAUCUCUAGAAUCUGCCAAGCCCCUAGAACCUUGAUCACAUGGCUGCAGGACACUGCAACAACCCAACCUGAGCACAGGGUGUCAGCCCGCGUGGCUGUCAAUGUGUGCUUGUGCUGUGACUGUGCCAUGCAGCGACAGUGGAGGCUGCUUCCUCAUUAGCUGCUGUGUAUUGAGUGUGAUGAGCAGAGGCUGAUCUCUUCCCAGGCCCUCUCCCCCUAGGCAGCCACACAGUGUCCAGAGUGGAGGGAACCACCUCUAUGCUGUCUGUGACUGAUCCCUUAUGCACCCCAUCCAAACCAGCCAACUCCCUGGUGUCUCUUCCUUCUUGGUUUAAUCUCUGUCAUCCUUAUCCCACCUGGCUUCUCAGGGAGCUCUUGGAAGUGGAUGAAAUGGAAACCCCACAAAAUUCACAGCAGGAAACAUCUAUCACUGGUGCUGUUGACCACCUGCUGAGUGACUCCUGCCUGCCUGAGGGCACUGUGCAAAUGUCUCCUGAUGCUGAGGACACCCACAGUGUGCUAGGUGUAGAUGGGGAACACGCUUGUUCACAAAAGAAAGAAGAACCUGUCACCGUUCUCCCAGAAAAUCAAUAUCACGAAGUGGAGGUACAAGAGCAAGUUGUCACAUACACUUCCAGCAGGGAGCUCCCAGAGGAGCAAGAGCAGGAAGAUCCAGAUGACUCACUGGACGAGUGCUACCUCACUCCCUCGAUUUCUCCAGUCGUUUCUGAGCUUGACCAUUCCACGUGGAGCAGCUGGUGCUCCCUGGAGCAUCAGGACAUGCUCUCUGCUCCAGAUGCAGGUGAAAAGAAACAUGACAAUGAUGAAGUGCAAGAGGAAGCACAAGCCCUGUCACACACCAGUCUCAUCAGGGAGAUUCCAGAGAUUGAAGAUCAAGAUGUCUCACAAGACUCUCAUGAAAAUCAAUAUCACGAAGUGGAGGUACCAGAGAAAACUGUCACAUACACUUCCAGUCUCAUCAGGGAGAUUCCAGAGAUUGAAGAUCAAGAUGUCUCACAAGACUCUCACGAACUGAAUUUUGUUGCUGCCCCUGAGAGGAAGACCCGUUCCCAGCUGGAGGGAGGUAUUCACAAAGAUCCCAUCACCAGCAAGUGUGAGAGUCAUAGCAUCAGCACCAGUGAUGUCCCAAGUACCCCAAAAGAAAAUGUUAUCAAAGGAAAAUGGAAGCCCAGGAAAUGCAAACUGGCCUGCAGGUUCCCUGGCCUGGAGAUGAAGGGCAAACCACAGCCCACAGAGAGGAAAAUCACGUGCCAAUUUCCUGGCCAGGAGAUGAAGGGAAAACCACAGACCAACAUGUGGGCACUGACCUUCAGAUUCCUGGGCCUUCACGCCUAGACAGAGAUCCCAAGUACAGUUGGAAGUACAGAACAGUAUUGCUGAUUGUAACAUCCCCACCUCUUCAAAACAUCUAACACAGGAGCUCCGCUUCAACAGCAACCAGAACACCAAGAACGCAAUUUCAACACCAUGAACUGCCCUCGGCUAUUUUUAUCCACUAGGCUGCUUCCCUGAGAGCUGGCACAGUCUUCAACUCCAAUCUGAGUAAACACCAAAGGAGACCCAGGCCUGACUCCACAGCUGCUCUGGAGAGAACACCACCUGGCUCCUCUCCAACUGCCUCCUGUUGAGAUCUGAGGUCAGGAGGAGCUGGAAGCAAACAGCAUAGGACCCUGGGCACACACUGCCUUUGGAUGGGGCGAGCUUGGUGUGGGCAGUGUCAGAGACACAGCGCCCUGCACACAAGGCUACAUGUGAGCAGAGGAGAGGAUCGAUUCUGCAGGAUGUGGACCCUGACCCAGACAGCUGGCCCUCUCCUUCACACAGCCAGCGUUCCGCAUAGAGGACUGCAGCAGGAGGAGACUUUGGGGCUCAAAAGGACAAGAAGAGUCUCUUUCCUCCUUUUGAACCCCAACCAUCUCCCCCUUCUGCUGUCUUCCAUGAUGGGAAUGCUGACUGUGUGAAGGCGCAGGCCAGGUGUCUGGCUCGGGGUCUGCAUCCUGAGGACCUCUGAUGCUUUCCUCAAUUUUACACUCAGCCUCACUCUUUGGCCAAGCACCCGAUGCAGGGAUGCUGUGUGCUCCCUCCCACAUCCCCGCAGGAGGCAGAGAACAUCUUGUGUGCCCAUCAGGUCCCCUGACCCUGGCAUCGGUCAGUUGGUGAAAGCUGUCUGUUGAUCUGUACAUCCUAAAGAUGCGCUCCUUCCUCUGUAUCCUAACAACUGUGGAGAGGGUGACCCCUCAGAGCCUGAGCAAAAAGGGGGUGAGCAGCGGCCCUGGCAGAGGUCCGGUCAUCAACCCAAGAGGCGGCCGUCGAUGAGCGUGAUAACUGCAAGUUCAUGGUGAUGAAUGCAGCACUGUGGCCGGGAGGGCCCAGGUGGGUGAGGUGGACUGAGCCUGCAUCAAGGAACCAGACACCUCUCUGAACACUCCUCUCUCCACGUCCAGAGUCAGGCAGCGCAGAUGCGGGCAGGACCUCAUCACGAGGACGCUCAUCUCCUACAGCUGCUGGUCCUGCCAACUCCACUCAGUGUUGCAGGAGAACUGGUGGCUCCUGAUGCAGGACGUGGGCCAAGGCAUCCAGAGCCCCAGCAAACAGCAAGGCCGUGUUCCUGCUGGCCUGAGGCAGCUGCAGUACGAGAAGGGGCCAUAUGCCUGCCCCCAGCCCGACAUGGAAAAUCGAGUCCUCACAGAUUCUGGAUGCCCGCUGCUUAGUACGUGCUCCUGGUGAAAGAAUAAUCUGAGCCAAUGGCACCACUGCCCUGUGGUGGACCUGUUUUUCACAGCUACCAUUCUUACUUCCACUGUCUGUCAUACCUGUGAUGACACAAUUGUUUUCCUUUCAUGAAAAUUGGGAUCCUAGGGAGGGAAUUAUGUUUCCACCUGAGUGUGCCUCCUCUCAGUGUAACAGCUGCCUUAGACAUCCUGUCAGCACAUCUUGGGCUCCUAAAAUCUACAACUUCUCAUUAAGAUAUCGCUGUCCAGGCCCAGAAGUGUUUCCAGUGUCCAGGAGUGUAACUGGAAUCUCAAAAAUUUUGAUUCAGGUCCCAAUACAUAUUCCCUGUUUUAGUUAAGUGUUUAUAAAAAGAAAAAUUCCAAAAAAAAUUUGAAAAUUUGAAAAGAAAAAAAAAUUUAAGUAAAAAUAGAAAAGAAAAAUGGUACUGCUUGCUUGUUUUUUUAAAAGGAAAGAUUAAAAAAAAAUUUAAAAUUGUUAAAAAUUUUAAAAAGAAAAAAUUAGAAAAAAUGUCAUUUAAGUGUUUUUGAAAGGAAAAUACUGAAAAAAUUAAAAUUAAAAAUUUUAAAAACUUUAAAAGAAUAAAAAACAAAAAAUAGGAAGAUAGUAAUAGGAAAAUUAAAAUGCCACUUCAUUUUA
Molecule: messenger RNA, 3442 nt
Organism: Oryctolagus cuniculus (rabbit)
Lineage: Eukaryota; Metazoa; Chordata; Mammalia; Lagomorpha; Leporidae
Source: RefSeq, a predicted model, not a curated record